UGUCACACACUGCGUCAGUCAAGCAGUUUCACUCAGGCUGUUAACUUCAGGAGCUCUUCUUUUCUGAGGAUAAUUUGUCCUGCUCACUUUGUCGUCGAUUCUUUUCUUUAGCUGCUGAUGUCAACACGUUUUAUUAAGAGGUUGACACUUUGUUGCUGAGCUAAAUCACCUGUGGAUUUUAUUUUUGCUUUUUACCUGUCUGACAUUUUUUUUUCACUCUUGGUAAAAAUGUCCCAUCCUAGUACUCUGGAUUUAGACAGAUACAGCAGCCUGGAGAAAUCUCGUCGUUCUACCAGUCGUAGCCAGCCCAGGACCCAGGCCAAGUACGGAGAAGGCCUGUGUGACUUCUGUACGACAAGGAAGCAAAAGGCUGAGAAGUCCUGCUUGGUGUGCCUGGCAUCCUACUGUGAGACCCACCUGCAGUCUCACUAUGAGUACCCUGCCCUGAUGAAGCACAAACUGGUCAAAGCUACUGGUCAGAUGAGGGAGAAGAUCUGUGCACAGCAUGAUAAGUUGCUGGAGGCUUUUUGUCGCACUGAUCAGACAUCGGUGUGUGUUCUGUGCAUGAUGGAUGAACAUAAACACCACGAUAUUGUCCCAGCUGGAACUGAGAGGACUGAGAAACAAAAACAACUCGGUACCACACUGCACAAAUCUCAACAGAGGAUUGACCAGAGAAUUAAAAAGUGGCAGGAUCUCCGACAAGCUGUUGAAUCAGUCAAACACUCUGCUCAAACAGCUCUAGAGGAGAACGAGCGCAUCUUCUCUGAGCUUCUGCUUUCAAUAGACAGGAAGUACAAUGAAGUCAAGGAGAUGAUCCGCUCCCACGAAAAGACCACUGUGACACGAGGGGAAAUACUGCUGGACCGCUUGGAGGAAGAGAUCACUCUGCUGAGGAAGAGACACACCGAUCUGGAGAAGCUCUCACACACUGAUGAUCACAUACACUUUCUACAGAGCUGGCAGUCUCUCUCGGGUCCUUCAGGAUAUGAAGACCUAAACAACAUCAGUGUCGCUCCCUAUUACUCCUUUGAUGCGACCAAGAGAGCCAUCUCUUCACUGAAAAUACAAGUAGAAGAAGUCAGCAAGACAGAAAUGAGCAAAAUAUCAGCAGCAGUGAAGGAAGUCUACAUCACACAAGAAGCUGAUACAAAGGCAAGGAGAGAAUCGAUUUUGAAGGAAGAGUUUAAGGCAAGAGACGAACCAAAGGCAAGAGAGGACCCAAAAACAAGGGAAGAUUUCAUGAAAUACUCUUGUCAGUUGAUUCUGGAUGUCAACAGUGUCCACCCCAACCUUCACCUCUCUGAGGGUAACCGAACAGUUACGAUGAAGAGUGAGACUAAGAACUACCCGGACCACCCAGACAGAUUUGAACACUGGCAGCAGGUGCUGUGCAGGGAGAGCCUGAAUGGGGCUCGUUGCUACUGGGAGGUGGACUGGAAGGGGACAGAGACAGACAUUGCCGUAACCUACAGGGGAAUCCGCCGUAAAGGAAAUGGCAAUGAAUGCAGUCUGGGUUGGAAUGACAAGUCCUGGAGUCUGUACUGCUCUGACAAAUUCUCCUUUGUGCACAACAAUAAAAGCAAAGACAUCCCAGCUCCAGUCUCGUCUCGUAUCGGCGUCUACCUGGAUCAUGCAGCAGGAAUACUUGCAUUUUACAGUGUCGCUGAUGGCAUGAAGCUUCUGCACAGAGUACAGACUACAUUUACAGAGCCCGUCUACCCUGCGUUCAGCGUGUGGGGCUUUGGCACGACUAUAAGACUUUAGGAGAGGAGCCAGAGUGAAAGUAUGUUGCUGUGAAAUUUCUGUGAGCGUUUGAUUAAUCAUUGUGUGACUAACAGUUAUAUUUUUCCUCUCGAGCUUUGAACUACUGUAUGAAUAUUUUAAGCAGUCCACCUUCUCUGUCUGCUGAUUGUUUUUUGGGUAACAAAAUGUCAGUUUUAACCACAAGAAUAUGCAAUACUUAAGUAUCGAGUUAAUUUUUUGAAGUCUCAUAUCUUUUUCUUUAUCAUGUUAAAGCAUGCAAUAUUUAGCAUUCCAUUAGCACAGAAAAUCUCAUCUGUAAAUACCAUUCAGCGAUGGAGAAACCCUGGAGGACCUUGAGAUUUUGGGAGUUGUUUGCUUGAAGUGACAAAUGUAAACAACUGGUUCAAAGUCUGAUAAUCAAUAGGAGAUUGAGAUAAGAUAGAAUCAAGAAGAGUACAAGUAUCAAUAUACAAAUAUCCAAAAAUACACAAUACCAAAUAAUAUAAACAAACUUGAUGGUAAGGAUUGCUAAGUAAGUUGCUUAAGUUAAGUUUUGGUCAGAUCCAUAUGUAUAUAUAUAUAAAAGAGAAAAAUGGAAAUCAAACCAUAUUUUUGAUUAAUCCUUCAUUCCAAUACAAUCUUGUAUUACGCCGCCACAUCUAUAUUGUACUAUAUUUUACUCCUUGUUGUCUACAUUGUAUUUUGUUAUUGUGUAAGCAUCUUGUAACCUUAUUAAGAAAAGAGCUAUAUAAAUAAAGAUUUUUAUUAUUAUUA
Molecule: messenger RNA, 2520 nt
Organism: Scatophagus argus
Lineage: Eukaryota; Metazoa; Chordata; Actinopteri; Scatophagidae
Product: E3 ubiquitin-protein ligase TRIM16-like
Exons: 7
Coding region: 229-1767 (512 amino acids)
Molecular function (GO): zinc ion binding; protein binding
Source: RefSeq, a predicted model, not a curated record